This is a messenger RNA of Puntigrus tetrazona (Sumatra barb), 3660 nucleotides long. It is a transcript of the gene opn9, whose product is annotated as opsin 9. Bases 1689 to 3290 code for a protein of 533 amino acids. Gene Ontology annotation, cellular component: membrane. Gene Ontology annotation, molecular function: G protein-coupled receptor activity. Gene Ontology annotation, biological process: G protein-coupled receptor signaling pathway. The record is from RefSeq and is a predicted model, not a curated record. The transcript has 9 exons. NCBI's taxonomy places the organism in Eukaryota, Metazoa, Chordata, Actinopteri, Cypriniformes, Cyprinidae.
AUCUCUUGAAUAUUAUGGAAUAAUCCAUCUGAAGAUGAAAACCUGAUGGGUUUGACAAACUUUCAUUUUGGGAGGAGCAACCCUAUUAACGUCGGUACGCUUCGUGCAUGUUUACUGUCAGUGGUUAAAGUCAAAGCAUGUUUGAGGCUACAAAUAUUCAGCCUGUGAUUAUGUAAUGUCUUUAGUUUUCUACGCUACUUUCAUCAGUAAUCAUUGCGCAAGUUUGACUUUCUGUGCAUUGUCUAAAAUUGACAAAUACCAAAAGGACCCAAAUCUAGGAACACAAAUUUCACAGACAGAGCAAGCUUUUUACUAGUUUGCUGUAAGUUAAAAUUGGUUUCAUGACGUGAAAUUUGGUUGGAGCUGAAUGAGCGAAUCACGAGAAUACUUUUAAUAUUUUAGACCUACCAUAAGUAGCUGAGCAACUGCUUCUGAACAAGUACUGUUUAAUCUAUCAUCUACCAACACUUUAUUUAGAUGGCCCACCAAGUAAAACUGCAGUUACGUCAACAUAUUUUGCUAACCCUAACCAAAAAGUAUUUCUCUAAAGAAAGUUAAUGACAUGCAGUUGCCAAGUUACUUACAGAUGAUAGAAUGUCUAAAGUGGACUGUCAAAAUAGUGCUACCAAAUAUUAUUUGAUUACCAGAAAAGGGUGAAAUAUUGUAACCUCUCACUGUUUAAAUACAGUGUCCCUUUGAAACUGCUCUCAUGCACUCAUCUAAGCACUCUGUUGCUCCCUGACUCACUCUUUUAGUUCAAUACAUGGUCCAUUUGUGGAUCGGGGGUACUUUUCCAUGAAUAAUGCACCCUGACAUAGACAUGCCAUUAUUUCACCUGAUGGGCCUUUAUGAAAUAUGUCUAUCAAUGCUAUUGAUGUGUGAGUCAGAGGGCCAGUGGACAUAUUUCAGCAUUAAUGCACCGCAUUAUCAAGGCACAGAUCUACCAAUGAUGAACGUGGUGCUUUAGGCGAAAAAAAAAAAAAUUCAUAUAUUUGACUAUCAUUCAAAAGUGCAUACCAUGACAUGUUGUAAAAUAAUGCGAUCCUAAAAUGUUGUUUACAAUGUCAGGUUCCAAAAUAUCAUCUUAUAACAAAAUCAGUGUUGCAUGGUUUAGCCUUGAAACAGGGUUGUGGGAUUUGUGGCAGAGCUUGACAUUGUGCAUGUGUUUAUGCAUGCGCUUUAAAGCUGUUCAAUUCUGUUGAUAAGAAUGAGGAUUAGGAGACUUUAGUUGUUUAGUUCAGAUAGCUCUUUCACAUUUACUCUUCUGUAUACAACGCCGACCUCCGCCCCUCUCUCUUAAACACAGGUUGUGUCACUGUGCUUUAUUAACGAGCGCUGUAUCUGCUAAACCCCUUGUUCAUCUGACUGAAAUAAUAUUUACGGCUUCCAUUGUCUAUAAAAACUUCAGCUGUCGUCUAAUCGCAGAGGUGACGUGUUAGGAGCGUAAAAAAAUGAGGAAGGUGGACGCGGGAGUUCAAAAGGAUGGGAGGGUUAUUGUGAUGGUCCUCUGGCAGAUUGACCACAGCAGAAUUGAUUCACUCCUCCCGUAUAAACAGAGAGCAACAGGAACAAAAGAGGCUUAAGACUGAAAAGCAAGCAUUUCACUUUGAGAUUAAGAGACAGUGGCAGGCUGAAAAAGACGGAGAGAAAAACACAGAAGAGGUGGACUGACAGAGGAAGUACAGUUAAUGUCUAAGAGAGUAAAUGGCUCGUGGAUGGGGUCUAUCUCUGUCCCGUCCUCCAUCCCUCAUGCCUUCCGCUCUCAGCUCUCUUCGACCGCUGACCUCAGCAUAGCCAUCUUUCUCAUCGUCACAGGUGUGGUGUCUGUGGUCGGGAAUGGGCUGGUGUUGUUGGUUUACGGACAGAGGAGGAAGAAGCUCAGAGCUCACGAGCUGAUGACCAUCAAUCUGGCAGUUUGUGAUUUUGGCUACAGCCUGCUGGGGGCGCCCUGUGUCAUCAUCUCAAGUCUGUCGCAUGCAUGGAUUUUUGGGGACACAGGAUGUAUGUGGUAUGGGUUUCAGGGCUUUGUUUUUGGCAUCGGGUCUCUCAUUACUACCUGCCUUAUCUCCCUCGACCGCUGCUUCAAGAUCUGUAGCUUUCGAUAUGGUCAGUGGAUUGAGAGAAAACACGCCUCUCUGUCCGUGGCUCUGGUGUGGAUCUAUACGUUAUUCUGGGCCACACUACCUGUGUUUGGCUUUGGUAGUUACAGCCCGGAACCCUACGGAACUAGCUGCACCAUAAACUGGUGGAAAAUGAAGUCUUCACUCAAGGAUAGAGUCUACAUUUACUUGAUUCUGUCACUCUGCUUUGGAGUUCCCACCUUCACUAUCAUCACUUCAUACCUCGCUAUAAUCAUCAAGGUGUAUCGGUCUGGUCGCGUAUUGGCUUCAAUCCCUUCAUCCAAUGUCACUCACAACAGCAAAGAUCUCCGGCUGACAAAGAUAGCAGCAGUGGUGUGUUCCUCAUUUCUGAUAGCCUGGACUCCCUAUGCGAUCGUUUCUCUCUACUCCGCUUUGACUGCCAGAGAGGAGCACGCUGGAGAAGACGGAGGAAGCGCUCUCGCGGGUGGAAUGCCAGCAGCAGGGGUCGGCCACGGCGGAGGGUUGUCUGAUGUCUUUGGUUUUCCCUUCCUCAUUAACUGGACCUCUCCAGAACACUUUGGGGAUGCUUUUGGCUCCUGGAGGAAUAUGACUUCUGAUCAUUCCCAUCAUUCAGCAGGGCAUCAUGGGUCAAGUUCGACUGUGGGUUCUGAACAUGGAGGGAUGAAUGGACAUCUGUCACAUCUUGUGUCCAUCCUGAAGCCAGAGGUCUCGCUCAUUCCAGCUAUUCUGGCCAAAUCCCACUGCAUGAUAAACCCCUUCAUCUACCAGAUCAUGAACCGCGACUUCAGGGAGGAUGUCUAUGAUCUCCUGUGUCUGAGAGGAAAAGAUGGAGAGAGGAGGAGAACAAGGAGCACAGACGGCAGUGAUUCCGAUGGGUAUCGUGGAAGCGUCACACUCUCUUAUAUCCAAAGCUGGAGGAGAAGAAGCACAGCUACCAGUCAGUCAUCUGGGGAGCGUGUGAAGAAGGAUUCCUCACGGAAGAGUAGAGGUAGUAGAGGGAGCCGAGGGAGCACAGGUCAGGGAGGGUCCUGUCAGGACAGCACAGCAGUCGGGUGGGCAACCUUGGAUACUACAACCUUAGACACUCAGGCCAACUUAGAAAGAGAGAGAGGGAAGGAGGUGGAAAGAGAGGCAAACAAAGACCUUCGAGAACCCACUUCUAACAGCCAGUUGACGGGUGAGGAGUGAUGCUUGCUGUCUAAAGAGACAGCUACAGCAUAGUUCACAAUGCAGUUAGUUAGCUCAAAAUAUCUGUUGGUUUAGGUAAAAACUGUUUGGUUUUUUUUCCGCUUGUGUCAUCCAGUGUGAUUUUGCACAUAUCCAGGUGCUUUGACACAUGAAGCUCUAGUUAGGAUUUUCAUAUAGGUUUUUCCUUUGUGUGUUAGUAACUGGAUCCUGUAUAUGUAUUUAUUUAUUAAUAUAUAUAUAUAUAGUGUAUCAAAAUAUUUAAUGUCUUUACUUAUUGUACUUAUGUUUUUGCAUAUGUAGAGAGCACCAUCCAAUCCAAAACUACUUUUUCUGAAUAAAUGUGAAAUGUAAAUAAAGUUUACAACAACGA